Otolemur garnettii (small-eared galago) is the source of this 1880-nucleotide messenger RNA. RefSeq names its product tripartite motif-containing protein 34. Bases 182 to 1657 code for a protein of 491 amino acids. The record is from RefSeq and is a predicted model, not a curated record. Lineage: Eukaryota; Metazoa; Chordata; Mammalia; Primates; Galagidae. The transcript is spliced from 8 exons. Gene Ontology annotation, molecular function: zinc ion binding; protein binding.
GGAACUACCUUCCUCUCCUCCCUUUGGUGAGUGAAUCCUGACCCCGCCUACCCCUAGCAUUUAAUCACCCCUUCUCAGAAGCUCACAUUCCUCAGCUGGGGCCUGCAGUCAUCUAGGAGUGUUUAAGCAAGAAGAACCUCAGAAGUUAGGACAGGAAGAAGCCAGGGGAGCAGUGCAAUCAAUGGCUUCAAAAAUCCUGCUGAAUAUGGAAAAGGAGGUGACCUGUCCCAUCUGCCUGAAGCUAUUGACAGAACCCUUGAGCCUCAGGUGUGGCCACAGCUUAUGUCGAGCCUGCAUCACUGUGAAUGACGAGGAGGCAGCUAUUGGCCCAGGAGGGGCAAGCAGCUGCCCUGUGUGUGGUAUCAGAUACUCACUUGAGAACCUAAGGGCUAAUCAGCAUCUGGCCAACACAGUGGAGAGACUCAGGGAAGUCAAGUUGAGCCAGUUGAGCCCAGACUAUGGGAAGAAAGGAGAUCUCUGUGAACGCCAUGGAGAGAAACUCCUGCUCUUCUGUAAGGAGGAUGGGAAGGUCAUUUGCUGGCUCUGUGAGCGGUCUCAGGAGCACCGUGGUCACCACACAUUCCUCGUGGAGGAGCUAGGCAAGGAAUGUCAGGAGAGGCUCCAGGAUGUCAUCAAGAGGCUAAAGAAAGAACAGCAGGAAGCUGAGAAGUUGGAAGCUGACAUCAGUAACGAGAGAACUUCCUGGAAGCAUCAGAUACAGACUGAGAGACAAAGGAUUCAAGCCGAAUUUAAUCAGCUUAGAAGCGUACUCAAUCGUGAGGAGCAGAGAGAGCUACAAAGACUGGAAGAAGAGGAGAUGAUGACACUGGACAAGCUGUCAGAGGCUGAGGAUGAGGUAGUUCAGCAGAGCCAACUGGUGAAAGAGCUCAUCUCAGAACUGGAGUGUCGAGGUCAGUGGUCAACACUGGAGCUGCUGCAGGACAGGAGUGGAAUCAUGAAAUGGAGUGAGAUCUGGGUGCUGAAAAAACCAAAAACUGUUUCCAAGACACUGAAGACUGUAUUCCAUGCUCCCGAUCUGAGUAGAAUGCUGCAAGUGUUUAGAGAGCUAAGAGAUGUCCGAUGCUACUGGGUGGACAUCACACUGAAUCCAGUCAACCUAAAUUUGAAUCUUGUCCUUUCAGAAGAUCAGAGACAAGUUACAUCUGUGCCAAUUUGGCCUGUUAAGUAUUGUAACUAUGGUGUCUUGGGAUCUCAAUAUUUCUAUUCAGGGAAACAUUACUGGGAAGUAGAUGUGUCCAAGAAGACUGCUUGGAUCCUAGGGGUAUACUGUAGAACACGUUCCCGCAGUAUAAAGUUUGGUAUUAAAAGAGGUGCAAAUGACAAAAAUGUAUACUCCAGAUACAGACCUCUAUUUGGCUACUGGGUUAUAGGACUACAGAAUAAAUUUAAGUAUAGUGCAUUUGAGGACUCUUUCUCCUCUGAACCAGAGAUCUUGACUCUCUCCAUGUCCGUAUGUCCCCAACGUAUUGGGGUUUUCCUAGACUAUGAGUUAGGCGUUGUCUCAUUUUUCAAUAUCACGAACCAUGGGUCACUCAUCUACAGGUUCUCUAAAUGUUGCUUUUCUCAGCCUGCUCACCCAUAUUUCAAUCCUUGGAACUGCCCAAUCCCCAUGACUCUGUGUCCACCAAGCUCCUGAGUUUCUCAUUCCUUCACCUACCCCUUGUUUUGAGGCUCAUCUCCUGCAUCUGCACUCAUCUGCACCAUUCAGAUCAUCUCUUCCUUGUGGCCUCCCUUUACUUUAGACUCUUUUAUUUAUCCUUGAGAUGGUCUACUGUAUUUGGGUUGAGUUAAGAAAGGUAUUUACUCACUCAUUUACUCAUAUAUAUUUUAUUGUUUGGGAUUCACUGAGAGUACAAAGA